AAAAACAAAAGUGAAUCAAUUAUAAAUUUUGUAUCAAGAAAUUAAAAAAAACGGAUUAUUUUUUCGAAAUGGUAUUAAAAUUGAUUUUCUAAAAUUUGAAGUUUAUAAGGUGCAUUGUUGUCAUGAAAAGCGCAAUAUGACGACAACUAAAAUUAGUCUUGUAUGCACUUGUGUCGCAUAGAAUAAUUUACAUUUAUAUACAUAUAUGAAUACACGUGCAAAGUAAAGAUUCCUUAGUGAAACGUGGUCCAAAAAGCAAAAAUCAUUCGUUAAUAAAAAUAGAUCUUAAUUUUACUGAAAUAAUCGAGUCGCAUUAGUACUUUAAGUUACGGUGCAUCUAGUGCUUAUGUCACAGCUACUAUCACAAUGCCGGGGAAAAUAAAAGUGAGGAUAUUGUCGGGAAGAAAUCUUCCUGUCAUGGACCGUUCGAGUGACACAACUGAUGCAUAUGUUGAGAUAAAAUUUGGAAAUACAACAUACAAAACGGAUGUUUGUCGAAAAUCAUUGAAUCCACAGUGGAAUUCAGAGUGGUACAGAUUUGAAGUUGACGAUUCAGAAUUGCAAGAUGAACCUUUACAAAUUAAAUUAAUGGAUCAUGAUACUUAUUCUGCAAACGAUGCAAUUGGCAAAGUAUACGUUAACUUGAAUCCUUUACUUUUACCUGGAGUUCCGCCACCAGUAAAAAAUAUUUGGACUCUGGAGGCAACAAUGAAUUCCAGUAUUGGAGCUCAAGGAGGAUCUGUAAUGACUGGUUGGGUUCCAGUAUUUGACACAAUGCAUGGCAUUCGUGGAGAAGUAAAUAUUAUCGUUAAGGUUGAAUUAUUUCUAGAUUUUAAUAAAUUUAGACAAUCUUCUUGCGGUGUACAAUUUUUUUAUUCUCCUAAUAUUCCGUUCGGUUAUCAUGCCCAAGUGGUACAUGGAUUUGUUGAAGAAUUAAUAGUUAGUGAUGAUCCGGAAUAUAAAUGGAUUGACAAAAUACGAACACCGAGAGCGUCAAAUGAGGCCCGACAAACAUUAUUCUUUAAACUCAGUGGAGAAGUUCAGCGAAAAAUUGGACUGAAAGCCUUGGAUCUCGGUGGAAAUGCUGUCAUAGGUUAUCUACAAAAUUUUGAUUUGGAAGGAGAAUCCGGAAUUGUUGCUCGUGGUAUUGGAACGGCCGUUACUUUAGUAAAAGUGCAAGAAACACCAAAUGUUUUACCCGAAGGCACAACUGUUGAAGAGCAACAGGAUGAGAAUUCGACGAGUCCAGUGCACGCGAAUAUCAACAAUUCAUUGAUGGGAAAAUCAUCGCAAUCAAAUAAUGCAAAAGCAAAUACUACCAUUCCUCUGCACAGGCGAUCAAGUGAUUCCGAUCUUAGUAUUACUCCAAAAGGUAAUUCAUUAGCCAGUAGUGAUAAAUCUAUGGGAGGAUAUUUAAAACCAACGACAGCAAUUCGAACAAUGAAUCAAGAUGCUUCCGAUAUGUUGGAAUAUCCAUUUCUAACAAUGCAACAAUAUCCACCUGGAUUUAUUUUACACAUUGGUGGAUUAGUGAGUGCAAGAUCAGUUAAAUUAUUGGAAAGAAUAUCCAAUUUAGAAGAACCGGAAGGUCGAGAUGCUUGGUGGACAGAAAUUAGAAUGGAGGUUCGUUCCCACGCAAGAGCCUUAGCUUGUAAUGUUGUUAUUGGUUAUCGGGAAGAAACAAGCAUCAGUGACGAUGUAUGUGUACUAAAUGCAUCGGGAACAGCCGCAGUAAUUAAUCUUCACAAUAUAAAUCAGGAUUUGGAUAAUUCUCUUGUGAAUCGACCACAACAGGGAAUGGCAGCCUCAAUUGAUUCGGAUCGUGAAAAAAUCCAGCAAAAAGGAAACACAAAGAGCGAUAAAAAUGACAAUGAAACACCAAUGACGAAUCAGACACAAUUGGGAAAAAUAAAGAGAACAUCUGAAAGUAACGAUCACGAGAUUCCCUAUAGUCUUCCCCUGAGUAAUUGCAGUCUCUGUCAUUUGCCCUACAGCGAAUCAAGUGUACCAUUUAAAGUGAAUGCAACAAAAUGUGCCGUUUGUCGACGGGCAAAAGUUCCCGAUGUUCUUUUCACAACAAUCGAAUUGCCGGAUAAUGUUCCCGUGACUGGUCGUGGUUGUUUCAUACAGGCGAUAGUUUGCAAAUGUAAAAAAGACCUACGCGGUGAAUUGAAUGCAAAGGAAAUUUCUGAUUGUCUCCCAUUUCUCGAAUACGAAUUACACAGUUUAUUGUUGAAUAAACUAAAAGUGAAAGGAAUGAAUUCAAUUUUUGGACUUAAGGUACAAGUUUCGGUUGGUGAGCGUUUAAUUAUUGGUAUGGCUAUUGGUACCGGUGUUUUUUUAACAUCACUGCCCACACCGUCACUGCCGCGAAUUGCUUCUGGUAAUUCUUGGAACAAUGAAGAACAACUUAACGAAAUUCAAAAGAAUCUUGUGGAAACUGUAAAAAAGAAUAGAGAAUUUUAUAAACUCAAAAGUACAGAUACUGAUAAUGGAAGAUCGAGAUCUGACACUGACGAGUCGGACGAUGAUCUUCCGGAUAUGGAUUUAAGUUUAGGAACAAAAGACGCUUGCGUUUUGGAAGUGGACGACGUUGAGGAUAUGGAUAGAAUUUGUUUAUUGAUGGAUGAUACUCCGCCAGACGAUUUUCACGUUGUUAAUACGCAAUCAAUUCCUGGACUAGAGGAUCUUGAAAUUGUUAGAAAUUUACAGAUGUUCACUCAAGUGUCAAGAGCAAAAAUACCAUCUGGUCAAUUUGGUUCUAUGCCUUCAAAAUAUUUCGCCCGAUUACUUCAGACUGUGUAUUUCAAAUUGCGACGAAUGGUUCCUUGUGCCCUUUGCGAUAUGAAAUUUAGAGUUGCUCUUCCUGAACAAGAUGAAAUACAAUUGUCGGUUGUUGGAAUGGCUCUAGGCCUUGGAGAAUCUUCGAAAUAUUCGAAGCACAAAAGAAAGCAUAUGACCUAUUCAUCAAGUAAAGAUCAAUUGAAAAAAUCGGACGAUUAUGAUAUGAUUUUCACGCUUGAUGAAGACGUGGCGGAAAAUGUAACAACCACCACUACAGAAACUGCAAUAAAUCCACCAAAUUCGCUUGUUUCGACUCAAAAAUCGAGGCCACGCUCACCAUUGAGAACAAAAUCACACACAUCCCACAAACAUAAACACGUACCUUUAAAAGAACGAUACGGAGUUGAUAUAACGCCACUUUCUUAUUUACCCGGAGGGAGAAUCGAGAGAUAUCUGGGGAAUCUAAAUUUCUUUUUUAUUAGAGAAAGCACGUCCAUUCGAGAAAAUGGCGGAAUUAGUGGAUUUACCCACAGCUUUGUUAAUGAAGUUUUGGCUAUUGUUCGAGCCCACGUAACAACAUUGGGUGGAAAUGCAAUGGUCGCAUUUUUUAUGACGCAAUGCGUACUCCUUCACACCCCACACAAAAAUCACGGACAGUGUCUAAUUAACGUUGGCGGUGACGUUGUUUCCGUUUCAUAUUUCGGAGAUGAAAGACAAAUUGGAAAUACGAUUUGCUGACCUCAACCACCUCAUUCAGCACCACCAUAGCCAAUAAAUUUAUUGAAUCGUGGAAUUUUUCAUUUUUCAACAAAACUCAUUUCUAUGGUGAACUGAAAUUCAAAUGGAGGAACAAAAUUUCCGUCAUCAGUUGUAUAUCUUCGAUUUUUUUUUUUGGAAAGAUUUUCCCAAAAGGAGUUGAAAAUUUUCCAAAUCAAAUAGAAUUUGUUCUUUUAGUGAAUUUUUUUUUUAUUUUUUACUACAAAACUAGAAUUAGUGAUGCAUGUAGAAAUUUUUUUAUUGAGAAAAAAAAAUGAAAAUAUUUUCGUUUAUUUUCAUUUUUAUUUUUCAUGUGAUUCUUUGUUUUGUAUUAUUUUUUUAUUAAGGCUCUCUUAAAGUGCACCACUAAUUAUUCUCUCUGUGUUUCAUUGUUGUUAUUAAUAGAGAAACUGCGUAGGAGCCUAUCAUGACCUUUUAUAUUAAUUUGAAAAUUCGUCUGACUUUUGAUUUUAUAAUUUUCUUUUAAUAAUACAAACAAUAAUAGAGUCGUAAAUUAUUAAUAGUUUAUUAAUAAUGUAAUUAUUAUUCAAUUCUCUAUUAAUUAUUAAUAGUUACAACGUUAAUAUGAAUAAUAAUUAUUGAUUAUAAAUUAAUUGACCCAAAUUCGAAGAACACAUUAAUUAGGUUAGACUUUUAUUAAUUAGUCAAUUAGUUAAUUAGUUUUAGUUAAUUAAUUCAAAAAUAUAUUAGUUUAUUAAUUAGUUUUAAAAAAGUUAGUUUGCUAUAAAUCUUUACCUUUUUUUAAAUUUAAAAAAAAAUUUAUUUUUAAAAAAACCAUAAAAUGUAUCAAAUUUCUAUAGUUUACUUUGUCAGAUAAUCAAUGAAAUUUUCAAAGUGCCAAUUUGGAUAUUACAUAAAAGGCUGAAUUUGUGAGAAACUUUUGCAAUGCAAAAAUUAUUUCUGCCAGGAAAAAAAUAUUUCUUCACAAAUAAGUUAUACAAAAAAAUAAUAUUCAGAGUGAGAGGAAAAUAAUCUUUUUCCUAUUUUGCAAAAUUUUCUGUUUUAGAUAUUUUAAAAUAUAUUUACAAAUAAUAUUUCUGUAUAUAAAUAUUAA
Molecule: messenger RNA, 4615 nt
Organism: Leptopilina heterotoma
Lineage: Eukaryota; Metazoa; Arthropoda; Insecta; Hymenoptera; Figitidae
Product: C2 domain-containing protein 5
Exons: 15
Coding region: 367-3522 (1051 amino acids)
Biological process (GO): positive regulation of vesicle fusion; protein localization to plasma membrane; positive regulation of D-glucose transmembrane transport
Cellular component (GO): plasma membrane
Molecular function (GO): calcium ion binding; calcium-dependent phospholipid binding
Source: RefSeq, a predicted model, not a curated record